Molecule: messenger RNA, 2529 nt
Organism: Mollisia scopiformis
Lineage: Eukaryota; Fungi; Ascomycota; Leotiomycetes; Helotiales; Mollisiaceae
Exons: 1
Coding region: 1-2529 (842 amino acids)
Biological process (GO): mRNA splicing, via spliceosome
Cellular component (GO): cytoplasmic stress granule
Molecular function (GO): mRNA binding
Source: RefSeq, a predicted model, not a curated record
AUGCAGGAAACUCAGGUGUCCAACCCGCAGAAUGGCCCGGGGGCAGCUACUGCCAGCAGAUUCCCGGGACACGCUUCGAAACCGUCGAACAGUGAUACGGGAUUCUCGCACGGAGCAUACAGCUCCAACCAAUUUUCAAUGGGUGGAUAUGGGGAUAGACAUCCGCGUAGAGCGAACAUUCCUUCCAUUAACACGCAAACAAUGAACCAGCAAGGUCAGAACGAAAUGCAAACACCUGGUACCGCGUUCGACAUGCAGUUCACGCCAUUGUUACCCUCGCAAUUGCUACUUGGUUCUCCCUUCCAGCCAGGCACACCCGCCGCGUUCGCCAGCCCUCAAUUCCAGAAUUACGCCACGUUCCAGCACCAGCAGAACAACCAACAGCAUCAACAACAACAGUCGCAGCAAAACAUGACCAGUCCUUUGUCUCCUCAGCUUUACCAGACCCUUGUCUCGCCUUCAACGUACGGAGCGCCUCAAUUCUACAAUCCGCAAUCUCCAACGGGUGGCUUUGCAACAAUGAACAACCAAAUGCAGCAAAUGUCGAUCCAGCCAUCGUCCCCUGUACAAAUGUCCCCUGGUCUUGUUUCGGGAACGAGCAGGACUGUUUACUUAGGAAACAUUCCUCCGGAAACAUCUGCAGAGGAGAUUCUUGGGCACGUGCGCAGUGGUCAAAUCGAGUCUGUGAGACUUCUACCAGACAAGAAUUGCGCCUUCAUCUCUUUCUUGGAUGGAAGUUCGGCCACUCACUUUCAUUCUGAUGCCAUCCUGAAGAAGCUUUCCAUCCGCGGACAAGAUAUCAAGGUUGGAUGGGGGAAGCCAUCACAGGUGCCAACUUCUGUUGCGCUCGCGGUUCAGCAGUCAGGUGCUUCGAGGAAUGUAUACUUGGGAAACUUGGAGGAGAAUGUGACCGAGGAUGAGUUGCGCGAGGACUUGAGCAAAUUCGGCCCAAUUGACACUGUCAAGAUUGUCCGUGAAAAGGCAAUUGGCUUCGUUCACUUCCUGUCGAUCGGCAACGCGAUCAAAGCUGUAUCCCAACUCCCACAAGAGCCUAAGUGGCAAUCGCCUCGACGUGUUUACUAUGGAAAGGAUAGAUGCGCAUACGUAUCGAAGACACAACAGCAAAAUGCUGCUCAAUACCUCGGUAUUGCCCCAGGUUAUGCUCAUGUGCUCAAUGGCGCUGAUCGGGAUCUCAUUUCGAAUGCUCUGGCUCAACAGUCUGUUGCUGCUGCUGCUGUCGCUACUACUGCUGGAGGAAUCAACAACUUGGGCAAUCGCACUGUUUACCUGGGAAACAUACAUCCCGAAACCACCAUUGAAGAGAUUUGUAAUGUUGUCAGAGGUGGACUUUUACACCACAUUCGAUAUAUACCCGACAAGCAUAUCUGCUUCGUCACCUUUAUUGACCCUACUUCAGCCGCUUCUUUCUAUGCUUUGAGCAACUUGCAGGGCCUAAUGAUUCACAAUAGGAGAUUGAAGAUUGGAUGGGGAAAGCAUUCUGGUGCACUUCCAGCUGCUAUUGCGCUUGCUGUUAGCGGAGGGGCUUCGAGAAAUGUCUACAUUGGAAAUUUGGACGAGUCAUGGACCGAGGAGAGGCUGAGACAGGAUUUCUCUGAGUAUGGUGAGAUCGAGCUUGUCAAUACUCUUCGAGAGAAGAGUUGCGCAUUCGUCAACUUCACCAACAUUGCGAACGCUAUCAAGGCAAUCGAGGCCGUGCGUGGCAAGGAGGAAUACCGUCGAUUCAAGGUCAACUUUGGCAAGGACAGAUGUGGUAACCCUCCUCGUCAAGUCCAACCAAGCCAACAGUCUCCUCGUAAUGAUGGUGUUAACUCGCCACCACCAAACAGCGGUGGUCUCCAGCCCAGCCAGAGUGGAAGCUCGCCCACUGGAUCUGCAGCACCUGGAUCAGCGAAUGGCUCAGGCCCAAGCUUCCCAACUGCUCCUACGCCGUCCACGAUCCUCAAUGCUGGUAGCAAUAACCCGCUGACGAUGUACUUGAACCAAGUCUCUCAACAAGCUCAAGCCCAGCAACAGCAGCAGCUCGACCCAUAUGCCGUUGCUCAGCUUCAACAGCAGCAGCAACAGGUGCUACACGCCCAGCAAGCCGCUCUCUACAACAACUCUCCCAACAUCGAUGCUCUUGACAUCCCACAAACUAACCAAGGAAUGGGUCACCAGCAAUCAGCUAGCAUCAGUGGCAUUAAUGGGUUCCAGAACUCAUCCAGUGGUGCUCCUACGAUUGGUGGAUUGUUGGCACCAAGCAAUGCACGUGGUCAACACAACCGCGCUGUUAGCUUGCCAGUAUUCGCGCAACAGAUCAACGGUCAAUUCCAGGAUCAGAAUGGAGUGAACAGCAAUGGCGAACAACAACGGAGAGGACACCAGUACCAGAGCUCUUUCUCGGGAGGUCUUGGCAAUGGGAACAGCAAUGGACCUUUCGGAAAUGCCUACGGACUCGCGAUCCAAGAGGGCAGCAUGAACAUGAAUGGACUGAACGGAUGGGCUGAGGAGGAAGUUGUUGGAAAUUAG